UUGCCAAAUUGGACCCCAACCUUCACAACCACCAACAACAAUCAUGCCUCCCACAACCUCUCUCUUUGUGCGCUCUGCCAAUCAUCCUUCAGAAUCCAAUUUCCCACACAAAUCUCUAAAAUGCCCGCCCAACCCCUAACAAAAGCCCAACGAAUGGCCUACCGCAUCGCCCGCGGCGAAAUGGGCGUGCUAACCUUCGAGCCCUACAAAUCCGAAAUCCUGCCAUCCUGGCGUUUCAAAACGCCAUCCAUCGCCCGAAAAUCCUCAUCUGAGAUUUACGCCAAAUUCCUCGCUUACAACGACGCCGACGACUUCAUUGGCAUGGACAUGAGCCGCAAGUUCCUGCAAAUGGGCAUGACGCGCGCGAAGCGGUAUGCGAAUCACAAGGGCGGACGAAAGUACGAUAAGGUCACGGGAGAGGAGAUGGAGAAGGGGAGGGAUUUUGAGGGCAGGGACGAGAAGAUGGAGAGUAGUCUGAUAUUCAGAGAGGUUUGGGAAAAGGCCAAGUCUCACGACGGGUAUCAGGCGAAGAAGGAGAGGUUUAUGAAGGAGCAGAAGGAGUGGGAUAAGGCGCAGAAGGAAAGUGUGAAGACGGAGAUCAAGGAAGAAGAGGUUGAUGAGACUGAAAUCGAAGAAGAGGAAGACGAGUGA
Macroventuria anomochaeta is the source of this 651-nucleotide messenger RNA. RefSeq lists its product as uncharacterized. The record is from RefSeq and is a predicted model, not a curated record. Lineage: Eukaryota; Fungi; Ascomycota; Dothideomycetes; Pleosporales; Didymellaceae. Bases 121 to 651 code for a protein of 176 amino acids. The transcript is spliced from 2 exons.